CGCCAUCCGCCGUGUUAUGGGCAACAGUUCUAGCAGCCACCAUCGCAAGCACCACCACCACGACGACCAGCGCCGCCCCGACAACCGCUACGCCUCCCACUCCGGCCCGCUCCCCCGCCCCGCUCACUCCGCGCCUGCCGGUCCCGCGUAUUCCGGACCCGCUCAUUCCGGCCCCGCGUAUUCCGGUCCCGCCAGCCCCGGCGCCGCGUGCCAGCACCACAGCGGCGGCGUCAGCAGCAGCAGCGGCGGCGGCGGCGGCGGCGAGUCGUACAGUCGCAGCAGCUCGUUCGGAUACUCGCGCGCGCUGCAGCAGAAGUACGGCAUCAUCCCCGACACGUUCCGUUCCAUCGCGCAGGUGCAGGAGAAGCUGCGGGAGGUGGGGUUGGAGUCGAGCAACCUCAUCGUGGCCGUUGAUUUCACCAAGAGCAACGAGUGGACCGGCAAGCAGAGCUUCAAUGGGCGCUCACUGCAUGCAAUAGCACCAGGUGCAUCAAACCCGUACGAGCAGGCCAUUGACAUCAUCGGCCAGACGCUCUCCGCCUUCGAUGAAGACAACCUUAUCCCCUGCUAUGGCUUCGGGGAUGUCUCAACGCAUGACAAGGCAGUGUUUGCCUUCAACGAGGGGCAGCGGCCCUGCAACGGCUUUGAGGAGGCGCUGCAGCGAUACCGUGCUAUCACCCCCCUCGUGCAGCUCUCAGGCCCCACGUCGUUUGCCCCGGCGAUAGAGGCGGCGGUGAGGGCGGUGGAGGAGAGUGGCGGGCAGUACCACGUGCUGCUCAUCAUUGCUGAUGGCCAGGUCACUCGCAGCGUUGACACGCCACCAGGAGUGUUCAGCAGGCAGGAGCAGGCCACUGUUGACGCCAUCGUUGCUGCCAGGUCGGUCUCUGUUGCUGCCAGCAACUACGCGCUGUCAAUAGUGAUGGUGGGGGUGGGCGACGGCCCGUGGGACACGAUGGAGGAGUUUGACGAUGCUCUGCCGCAGCGCAACUUUGAUAACUUCCAGUUUGUCAACUUCACUCAGGUGAUGGCAGCAGAAAAGCCAAGAUUCGACCCAGAUCCAGCAGUCCAAGCUCUUUGUCAACUUCACGCGGGUCAUGGCAUCAUCACGCGCGCCGGAUCAGCGCACAGCACUCUCUCAACACUCAUGGUCAUGCCUCUCCCUCCCCCCCUCUCCGCCCCUUUCCCUCCCCCCACAUCAGUUUGUCAACUUCACGAGGGUAAUGGCAUCAUCACGUGCACCAGAGCAGCGGGCGGCACUCUUUGCCCUCUCUGCGCUCAUGGAGGUGCCUCAUCAGUACCGCGCCUGCACCGAGCUGGGACUCCUGGGACUGCCCCUCUCUUUGCCGUCUCAGCGCUCAUGGAGGUGCCUCAUCAGUACCGCGCCUGCACCGAGCUGGGGAUGCAGGGUCGCCCCAUGGGACGCUUGCCACCAUCAGCCCCCAAGGAGCCCCCUCCACGCGUGCGAGCAGCAGAUGCUGCAGCAGCCCAAGCUGCAUCCCUCGCUGCUGCCAACAUUCCCCCGCACCUCAACCCUAAUAAUCUCAACCCAUCCGACUUCAACCCCGGCAACACUCCUAACCCCUUCGGAAACUUCAUGGACGCCCCUGCUGCUUACGGCUAUGGCGCUGGCAGCUCUGCCACACCCACAGGCGCUGCUGCUGCUGCUGACUCUGCGUCGGGCUCUGGUGGUGCGUCAGCAGCAGGAGGGGGGACGGAGUGCCCGGUGUGCCUCAUGUACCCCAAGAACACUGCCUUCCAGUGCGGCCACCAGACCUGUGAGGAGUGUGGCAAGCAGAUGAACAAUUGCCCCAUAUGCCGUGCACCCGUUACCAUGCGCAUCAAGCUGUACAGUUAA
This is a messenger RNA of Closterium sp. Naga37s-1, 1855 nucleotides long. The record is from the annotation of a GenBank genome assembly. NCBI's taxonomy places the organism in Eukaryota, Viridiplantae, Streptophyta, Zygnematophyceae, Desmidiales, Closteriaceae.